Ilex paraguariensis (yerba mate) is the source of this 285-nucleotide messenger RNA. The record is from the annotation of a GenBank genome assembly. NCBI's taxonomy places the organism in Eukaryota, Viridiplantae, Streptophyta, Magnoliopsida, Aquifoliales, Aquifoliaceae.
AUGGGUGAAGCGAUGAAAGACCACCAUCUAGAGUCCGUACGCUCCGUGGUGUUUAAAGAAUCAGAAACUCUUGAAGGAUCGUGUUCUAAAAUUGAGGGCUACGAUUUCAAUAAAGGUGUCAAUUAUUCUGAACUUCUCAAGUCCAUGGUUUCCACUGGCUUUCAAGCCUCCAAUCUCGGUGACGCCAUUGAAGUCGUCAAUCAAAUGAUUGGAGGCUAUCAGAUGAGCCUCUGGCGGAGGAUUGCAGCGAAGGGGAAAGAGACCCAUCAUACAGAGGAUCCGUGA